AUGGCGGUUUCAUCAGUCGCACGGUGGGCCUUGGCUUCUCUCCUCGCUGUUCCGAUUGUACAGGGCUUAGCGACUGAGAUCGUCGUCAAUGGAACUUAUUACUCUGUCAACUCUUCCACAUUAGCUCCAGCCAGUGCACUUGUCGAUGGAAAAGUUCAGCUCACGGAUGCGAUAGUUACAAACCUGACAGAUAUUGGACUGUCGAAUGCUGAGUUGUUUGAGUUUGAUAACAGCAGCAGUGACCUUAGCAAAAGAACCUAUUCUUGCAAAGUUUAUCCUGGUGAUGCAGCAUGGCCAGCGACCCUGGUAUGGGAUAUCUUUGAUAUACUCGCCGGGGGAGCUCUGAUCUCAACAGUCCCUCUUGCAGCGCCAUGUUAUGCUGACUGGCCUCAUCAUGAGAAUACUGCCGAGUGUUUGUACAUCACGGAUGAUUGGACAAACAGUUCUAUACACGCAUCGGAUCCCACCUCGAUCAUGUGGCCCCUUUAUCAGGGACGGACUUGUAUGCCUACCAAUGAUACUAGCGCGAGCUGUACGCUAGGAGGCUAUCCCGUGUAUGCGCUAAACGUCUCCCAUGUUGCCCAAGUUCAACUUGCGGUCAAUUUUGCUCGCAAUGCCAACUUACGUCUUGUUGUCAAAAACACAGGUCAUGACUUCAAUGGAAAAUCUAGUGGUGCUGGUGCGCUUUCUAUCUGGACUCAUAACUUGAAGGAUCUCGAGUACAUUCCCAACUAUUCAACCAGUUAUUAUACAGGAAAAGCUGUAAAAAUGGGAGCAGGUAUUCAAGCCUUUGAAAUAUAUGAAUUUGCGCAGGCGAAUGGUGUUACAGCUGUUGGAGGUGAAGGUCGAACAGUAGGUGUUGCUGGUGGUUAUGUUGCAGGAGGCGGUCAUUCCCCUUUGUCCUCCAUCUAUGGUAUGGCGGCAGACCAAGUUCUCGAGAUGGAAGUUGUUACUCCAGACGGGCGAUUUGUUACCGCCUCGGCCACAGAGAAUACCGAUCUCUAUUGGGCUCUCCGAGGAGGUGGUGGUUCGACUUUUGGUGUUGUAACAUCCGUCACCAGUAAAGUUUAUCCAGUCCUUUCUUCAACUGUCAUGAAAUUCAGUUUUGAAGUUGGUGGUAAUAUCACCGCUGAUGUGUUCUGGGCUGGUGUGCGCACCUAUUUCGACCACUUCGUUGAGCACGCCGAAAAGGGUAUCUAUUCGUACUUCGCCAUCCUCGCCACAGGUACUGAUGCGUGGUCGUUUGGCAUGCAACCUUUAUUUGCGCCAAACUACACUGCAGCUGAACUUGAAACUUUGGUUGCUCCAUGGUUCGCCGAGCUUAACGACCUUGGUAUCAGCAUUAAUCCUUCCAUUAAAGAAUACACUGAAUUUUAUGAUGCAUGGUGGGACAAUUUCCCUCUCAAGGUUGUAGGUACCGUCAACAUCAAAACCGGUUCCCGUCUCUUCCCAAAAUCCAAUUUCCAGAACGAGACCAUUACCGACACCACCUUCUACGCUAUUAAAGAAAGUAUUUUAGCUGGAGGAUCAUUCUUAGCUUUCAACAUCCAAGCAGCAGACAAUGCGGGGAAGGACAACUCAGUAAACCCAGCUUGGAGAGACACUUGCUUGCACGCUAUUAUGGCAAACAUCUGGGCUGCAGAUGCUGAUGAUGCAGCCAUUGCACUGGCAUCUGAAGUACUCACUUACAACUGGAUUCAACUAUGGAGAAAUGUUUCUCCUGAUGGUGGCGCGUAUAUGUCCGAGGCAGAUAUCUUGGAGCCAAAUUUUCAGCAAGCUUUCUAUGGCACCAAUUAUGACCGUCUGUACAGCUUGAAACAGAAGUAUGAUCCCAAAGGAUUAUUCUAUGCGCCAACCGCAGUAGGAAGUGAGGACUGGUAUAUUACUGAUCAAUUGACUGGUUUACCUACUCAGAAUGGGAGAUUAUGCCCAUCGACAUGCAACAUGCUACUAAUUGGUCUCACCGGCUCUAUCGCAACCGGGAAAUCCACGGUUUCAUCAAUACUUUCUCAAGCUCCAUAUUCUCUUCCCAUUAUCGAUGCCGAUUUACUUGCACGCAAAGUUGUAGAACCCGGGACUCCAGGUUACGACAAGAUUGUCGCACAUUUCUCACCAACUACUCCCGAUCUGCUCCUUCCUCCUUCUCCCGAUCAUGAUAAUGCAAACGGCGCACCGUUGAACAGACCUGCACUGGGUAGAAGAGUGUUCGGGGAUAGUGAGGAGAGAAAAAGAGAUAGGGCAGUGUUGAAUGGAAUUGUGCAUCCGGCAGUCAGAAAAGAGAUGUAUAAACAAUUGCUCGGAUAUUAUCUAAAAGGCUGUUGGGCUGUAGUUCUUGAUGUGCCUUUAUUGUUUGAGAGUGGGAUCGAUGUUAUAUGCGGUACUGUGCUUGUCGUGGCCGUAAGGGAUCCAAAGAUACAAAUGCAAAGAUUAAGGGACAGAGACUCACAUCUGACGGAAGAAGAUGCUGAGAACAGGGUUAAGAGCCAAGGGGACGUGAGAGAAAAGGCAAAGAGAUGUCAAGCCAGAGGGGAUGGUCAUGGAUUGGUAGUGUGGAACGAUGAAGGAAAAGAUGAACUGAAGAUAGAGUUACAAAAGGUUAUGGAAAGUUUACAAGGCAAGAGUCCCAGAUGGUGGGCCUGGCUAUUACUUUUAUGCCCACCAUUUGCUGGACUCGCUGGAAUCUGGAACUAUUGGAGAAAUCUUACGAUCAACAAAGAGUGGAAAAGAGGUGAACUUCAAGCUAAGGCUAAGUUGUGA
Botrytis fragariae is the source of this 2757-nucleotide messenger RNA. Its product is annotated as putative fad binding domain protein. Gene Ontology annotation, molecular function: FAD binding; oxidoreductase activity; ATP binding. The coding region runs from base 1 to 2757 and encodes 918 amino acids. NCBI's taxonomy places the organism in Eukaryota, Fungi, Ascomycota, Leotiomycetes, Helotiales, Sclerotiniaceae. The transcript has 4 exons. Gene Ontology annotation, biological process: coenzyme A biosynthetic process. The record is from RefSeq and is a predicted model, not a curated record.